Messenger RNA from Dreissena polymorpha, 656 nucleotides. RefSeq lists its product as uncharacterized. Lineage: Eukaryota; Metazoa; Mollusca; Bivalvia; Myida; Dreissenidae. The record is from RefSeq and is a predicted model, not a curated record.
CAGCCGAUAAGUAUCGACGAAGAGGCGCACAUGCGCAGCGAGGAGGACAUCCGGCGCGCAGUGUACGGCGUAUCCCUUUCUGAGAUCCACCUCGGAAAUUACGACAACUCCAUCACCAGGCCCACUGUCGCUAGCGCUCGGAAGUCCGUGCUGUGGUCUCGUGAGCGCAAAGUUUACGAAAGAGAGCAGACAUCGCCUGACGAGUUUAAAAGUAACCCUUACUUCAAGUUCGAGUAUCCGGAAAUUCCCCGUCAUUGGCCGGGAACUUGGGCGGUGAUGUCCCGCGAUGAGCUGGCAGGUAGCGCCAUGCGGCUGUCGUCCCGGCCCUCCACCGCCCGCCCACAGACGUCUCCCGGGACUCCCUGGCUCCGCCGGACCCGAGCAGCCUCCGUCACACAACAGGAGAUACCGCGAACUGUUAAAACAACCUCAUUGUGGUCACGUGAUUUGUGUUAUGUUUCUUGUGAGAACUACAAAAACUCUUCAUCGAUCCGUGUGUUAUGGCAUGUUGUGAUCGUGGCCUGUAAUAAUCAGGACACUGUCUUUCUUAAGUUGCGUUGUCGUCAGUAUUAGCGUUAUGUCUGCCUCAUGAAUAGAGAGGACUUGACUGAUUUAUUUGUUGCAUGAUAUACAUGUAUAAUACAAUACGAAAGAAA